Mangifera indica (mango) is the source of this 780-nucleotide messenger RNA. Its product is annotated as oligosaccharyltransferase complex subunit ostc-like. The transcript has a single exon. Bases 117 to 638 code for a protein of 173 amino acids. Gene Ontology annotation, cellular component: oligosaccharyltransferase complex. The record is from RefSeq and is a predicted model, not a curated record. NCBI's taxonomy places the organism in Eukaryota, Viridiplantae, Streptophyta, Magnoliopsida, Sapindales, Anacardiaceae.
GUCUUUUUAAUCAAUUUCCCUGAUUUAAAGAGUAAAUAUUCGAGGAGUUGCAUAAAUUUACCUUACGAGAAUCCUCUAAAACCCCAACGAAGCAAGAUCCAAAUUCGAACGCAACAAUGGCUCCGAAAUCAGAACAAUCACAGAGCUUCUCUACACAAGCGGAUCCUUCUUCUUCAUCCAUGGACCCUCUCUUCCACAUCCUGAAGACCCUCCCCUACUCCAUUCUACGACCACCCAGACUCCGUCUGAAGCUCCCCUCUUUCGCUCUCCCUUCAGCCAUGACCGUCUUCGCUCUCGUCCUCCUCACCUACUUCAUGGUGGUUUCUGGGAUAGUUUACGAUGUGAUUGUGGAGCCUCCAGGCAUCGGGUCCACCCAGGACCCCACCACGGGUUCGGUUCGGCCAGUUGUGUUCCUUUCGGGACGCGUCAACGGUCAGUACAUCAUCGAGGGCCUUUCGUCUGGGUUCAUGUUCGUGCUUGGUGGGAUGGGGAUCGUGCUCUUGGAUCUGGCUCUUGAUAAAAACAGGGCUAAAAGUGUCAAAGUUUCUUAUGCCUCUGCCGGAAUUUCGUCCCUUAUUAUCGCUUAUGUUAUGAGUAUGCUUUUUAUUCGUAUUAAGAUCCCGGGUUAUAUGAGGUGAAUUUUUAGGUUUCUUAAUAAUUUUGGUUUGGAUUUAGAAUUUGAAUUUUCAUAUGCGAUGAACUGCUAUGAAUAGAUUAUCAGUUAUUAUUUAUCUUUCUGUUGAUUUGAUACAUUUUCAAAUGCAAGCUAGUAAUUUUGCA